AGCGCGUCCCCGUCUCUAGUCGGCCAUUUUGACUUCAGAAAAAUGUCCUAAUCUUUUCUGCUCACAUUUUGAGGAUCUGAAAGGGACAGCAGUGCUGGAGAGGGCUGCUGGAGGUGACAGCAUAGAAAUCUAUGAAUGUACAGCGAUGCCAACCAAAUAUCAGAUCUCCCCUCUGACACCUUAUAGGGCAGGUCUGAUCAGAGAUCACUGCUGUUAGUCUGACACCCAGAAGUCUUACUGGCACUCUUUCUCUUUUCUCUAUAGGCUGCUGCAGUCAUGUUUUGGAAGUUCGACCUGCACAACAACUCUCAGGUUGAGAAGCUUUUGGAGAAGGAGGAUGUGACCCUGCAAGAGCUUCUGGAUGAAGACGAUGUGCUACAGGAGUGUAAGGCCCAAAAUCAACGCCUGCUCGUCUUCCUCACACAGGACAGCAGCAUGCUGGAGCUCAUCAAUCUCAUUACACACGAGCCACCUACUGACCAGGAGGAGAAACUGCGCUACAAAUACGCUAAUACAGCAUGUGAACUGUUGACGUGCGACGUGUCCCUCAUCAACGAUAGAAUGGGCGGAGACGAAUCUUUGCUCAACACGCUCUAUAACUUCCUAGAGCAGACCCCGCCCAUGAACCCGCUACUGGCCUCAUUCUUCAGUAAGACCAUCGGGAAUCUCAUCAGCCGCAAAACCGAACAGGUGAUCGGUUUCCUAAAGAAGAAGGAAGAUUUUCUCGGACAGGUGUUGAAACACAUGGAUGCGUCAGCCAUGAUGGAUCUGGUGCUGCGUCUCAUCAGCAGUGUAGAGUCGGCUUCUGUCAGACAGGAAGUACUCAGUUGGCUGAAUGAGGAAAAACUGAUUGAGAGGCUCAUUGAACUGAUUCAUCCUCAAUAUGAUGAUCAGAGGCAGUCAAACGCAUCUCAAGCCCUGUGUGACAUCAUCCGUCUGAGCAGAGAUCAGACCGGUCUAAUGCCGGACAACAAUGAGCUCGACCCUCUGCUCACAACACUAGAACUACAACAGAACGUGGAGGCUCUCCUGAAAAACAUGUUUGGAGGUGAGAGGAGUGAAGUCUGUAUCGUGUACGGGACGCUGGUGUUACUGACAUUGUUGGAAACUCGUAGACCAGGUAUAGAGCAGAUCAUUGACCCAUGUUCUCAGGGACUGGAGAAGUCUUACACUGUAAACAACAGCAUAUUAAUGGGAAUCCAACCACAACUAAAACUCUUCCACCAUCUUUUGUUAAACCCACCCAAGAAAUGUGUGAUGUUGACCACUAUGGGUGUCUUAGAGGAGCCGUUCGGCAACGCUCGACUGCAUGCGGUCAGACUUAUGGCUGCUUUGCUGUACACAAGAGCUCCCAGAAUUCACCACGAACUGUGCCGACUCAACAUGAUCAACCUGCUGCUGGACCUGUUUUUUAAAUUCUCCUGGAAUAACUUCUUACAUAUCCAAGUGGAGCACUGUAUCUCAGCCAUCCUUAACCCUACGACACUAAAUGGAAAACUGCCGGAUACUCCGGAUCAGACUGAGAAUCAGCUGGAGAAUUUUCACACGGAGACGCAAACCUCUGACGGAUGUGAUAUGUUCACACACUACGAUCUGAUCAAACAUCUUAUAAAGGACUGCAGGCUGAUUCAGAGGAUCUUAGAUGCCUGGGAAGAAAAUGACAAAACACAGGAAGCUGGAGGCAUGAGAAAGGGGUUCAUGGGUCACCUGACCAGGAUUGCCAAUACAGUGGUACAAAGUGCAGACAAAGAGCCGGAACAGACCCAAAUAACAGGAUUAAUAAAAGAGUUACCCGAGAACUAUAAAGAGCGCUGGGAACAUUUUGUGAAUGAUGCACUAACAGAAACUAACAAGAAGAAUGCAGCAGACCUGGUUUUCUCAGAUUAUCAGAUUCAACAGAUGACUGCAAACUUUGUUGAUCAGUUUGGAAUGAACGAUGAUGAAUUUGGAGAACAUGAUGGCACCAUCAGCGCCACAUUUGAUCGGAUUACAGAGAUAAACUUUAACCUGGUGGAUGAGGGGGCAAGCUCUGCCAUGUUUGAGACUCGUGCAAAAGAGAGAAUUCGCCAGUUUGAUGAGGAGGAGGAGGAAGAUAUUUGGGAAGAUAAAGAAAUCAACUAUGCAACACGCAAACAAGUUAAAGCACGAAGCAGGUUUGGACUGAUGACCAGUGAUCAGAAAAGUGAAGCUGAUGGCGGCUCUCUUAGGCGUUUGGGGUCACCUGACCUGGAGUGGUAUCCAGAAUCAAAACAAACUCCGGAGAACGCCAAAAAUCUGGACAUGGACAAGCAAUGCGGUGGUCCUCAAAGUUCGGGAUGGAUAGCGAGUUUUGAAGAUGACUUCAACUGCCGGGACUUUGCGAGUAUCGCCAUGGAUACGGGAUCCAGCGUGUGGGGCAGCACAACCAAUCCGCUCAGUGAGACGGAGGAGAAAGGAUGGGCGACGUUUGGUGACUUUCAGCCGUUCUGCUGUUCAGAUACAGGACCCAGAUGCAGUUCACCGGUGGACUCUCAAAAUCCAGGCAAACAGAGCCAGACCGAUGAAGUGAAAGGUUCAGCGUGUGUGUGGAGCGUGUGUGGAUCGAGGAAGGCUCCGCUCGUGGCAUCAGACAGCAGCUCCAGUGAUACAGACAGUGAGGAAGAGGAGGACAAAGCCAACAUCAUAGAGACGGUCGCCGUCGGCAAGGCCAAGGAUGCAGUUAAACUCGGUGUGGACGCAAAGAAUGAGAAAGUAUUCAGCAGUGACACUAAUGAUAAAGCAACAGGUGGCAUGGCAACAGAUGUCAUAGCAACAGGAACCAUGACCGGCACUCAGCCGCCCAAGGAGCAGAACAGCAGUCCGAAGUAACGGCAUUUCACAACCCCACCUCUAUAUCCGUGACAACUGUUGCCACACCCGUGAAAUGAUGUUUUUUGCCACCCUUAGCCCCUCCCUUUGGCAUUUAACCCCUUCCUAUUGAUCUGUCAUGUAGUCAUGCAGGUUUUUGUUGACUGGUAAUCUACAUCUACCCCAGUCUUCCCUAACCAAGACUCAUUGGAGUUAAAUUGACCUUUGAACCCUGUGAGAGCAGCCCGUAAGCGUGUGUUUGUUGUUUUGGGACAAGAAUAAGUUGCACAUUGACAUAUGCAUAAACAACAUGCUCGAAAAGAUACAUCUACGGGUGUUAAUAGUGUUAUGUUUUGUUUUUGGAUCAGUGUUUAGCACUAACAAAACUGUGUGUUUGUGUGACUCGAGUGGCUGAUCAAUAUUUCUGUAAGCUUUUGGUUUUAUUUGCACUUUUUAUCAGCCGCACUCCUAACAGUCUCACACACAUGUGUUUUAAAACUAACUAAACUAAUUGAACCCAUUUUUUGAGCAAAUGUGCUUGAUGUACUGUGUUUUCACAUCAACGGGUUAAUUCAGUAUUUUAUUGCUGUUGUUUCAAACCUGUGUGACUUUCAUCUGUGGAACAUAAAAGAUUAUAAGCAAAAUUUUGCGGUCUGGCGGCACCACUUUUAGCAUAGCUUAGCAUAAUUCAUUGAAUCUGAUUAGACCAUUAGCAUCACGCUAAAAAUAACCAAAGAGUUUCAAUAUUUUUCCUAUUUAAAACUUGACUCUUCUGUAGUUACAUCGUGUACUAAGACCGACAGAAAAAUAUGCUAUUGAAAGUUACCAAGAGGACUAUUUUCAGGCAGUGCGUAAUAUCAUAACAUCACACUUUUUAUUUUCUGUCAGUCUUAGUAUACGAUGAAACUACAGAAGAGUCGAGUUUUAAACAGAAAAAAAUAUACAAACUCUUUGGUUAUUUUUUAGCGCAAUGCUAAUCUGAUUAUGCUAAGCUAUGCUAAAAGUGUUACCGCCAGACCCAGAGAUCGACUGAAUGGAUUCCAAAAUAGUUAAAAUCAAACGUUUACACUGCAAAAAAAAUUAUUUUCAAGAAAAAGAUUCUUAGUAUUUUUGUCUUGUUUUCAGUAAAAUUAUCUAAAAAUUCUUAAAUGAAGAUGCUUUUUCUUGAUGAGCAAACGACCCAAGAAAAUAAGUCUAGUUUUUAGACCAAAAAUAUCAAAUUUAAGUGAUUUUUGUGCAUAAACAAGCAAACAAAUAUGGCAAUGGGGUAAGCAAAAAUCGUGAACAUUUUUCUUAAACACUAUAUUUAAAAAAUCUAGAAAAAUUUGCUCACCCCAUUGGCAGAUUUUUUUGCUUUGUUUUAUGCACAAAAUCACUUAAAUGUGGUUUUUUUUUGUCUAAAAA
Paramisgurnus dabryanus is the source of this 4230-nucleotide messenger RNA. It is a transcript of the gene ppp6r2b, whose product is annotated as protein phosphatase 6, regulatory subunit 2b. The record is from RefSeq and is a predicted model, not a curated record. Gene Ontology annotation, molecular function: protein phosphatase regulator activity; protein phosphatase binding. Gene Ontology annotation, cellular component: nucleus; cytosol. Lineage: Eukaryota; Metazoa; Chordata; Actinopteri; Cypriniformes; Cobitidae.